GUAUGCGAUACGGAACGCUUGUUGAUUCCGGCAUUUAGUCGAAUAUUCGGCCAUGUUCGGCGGGAAAUAGUGCAACGGGAUAUGAGAUAAUUGAAGGCCAUUCUCAGGAAAGUCUUUUCUUGUUAAAUUAGAGAUCGACAGUAAUUGUCCGACCGCGCUGAUACAAAACAAACCCCAAUCAUGCCGUACAAUCUAACGGAAGGAUCGUUGGAGAAAAUCAUGCGGGGCAUGGACAUCGACAAACCGGUUCUUCAAAUGUUGGGCUACAAGAAGUUACCCAGAACUGUCAACAAGGAUGGUUCUGCUACAGAUCGGUACAGAUUACUAGUGUCUGAUGGGCAGAAAUUAAAUUCAUUCACGAUGUUGGCUACUCAAUUGAAUGAUCUGAUCACAGAUGAUAUUUUGAAUGAAUUUGCGAUUUGCAAAGUAACCAACUAUCACUUGAGUUCAGUGAACAACAGUGGCAAAGAAAAACGUGUAAUGCUGAUAUUGGGUAUUGAUGUGCUAGUUUCUGGCAACGAAGUUGGAUACAAAAUAGGUAAUCCAACCAACAUAGAGAUGACAGCACUGAAAUCAGAACCAGAUUCUACAUCUACAUCCACAGCUGGACAUUAUCAAAAUGGUUCAUCCAAAAUCGUUGCUUCAAAUCAUCAUGCUUCUGAUAUACCCACCACACCAAUUGCAGCAUUAAGUCCUUAUCAAAACAGAUGGGUGAUCAAGGUUCGCGUGACCAGUAAGUCUCCGAUUAGAACAUGGAGUAAUUCUCGUGGAGAAGGCAAACUUUUUUCCAUGGAUCUGAUCGACGAAACUGGCGAAAUUCGGUGCACCGCGUUCAGAGAUGCAUGCGACAAGUUCUACGAAUUGAUAGUGCCUGGUAAUGUUUACUAUAUCUCACGAUGUACGCUGAAAGUGGCGAACAAACAGUUUAAUACACUGAAAAAUGAUUAUGAGAUGUCAAUGACUAAUGACACAGAGAUCGUGCCUUGUCACGAAAGCAGUGAUGCCAUUCCAACAUUGCAAUUUAACUUCUCUCCCAUAAGUCAAAUCGAAAACAAAGAGAAAAACGACAUAUUAGAUGUCUUAGGCGUCGUUACAACUGUCAACGAUAUACAACAUAUUACGGCGCGCAGUACUGGCCGAGAGCUUGUGAAGAGAGAUAUUAGUAUUGUUGAUGACAGUGGUACGAUGGUAACUGUUACACUAUGGGGAAAGCAGGCCGAGGACUUUGAUGGUUCUGAUAACACCAUUUUAGCUAUCAAAGGAGCACGCGUGGGUGAAUUUAAUGGUGGAAAGAACUUGUCAUUAAUAAGUUCUUCCGUAAUUGAAAAGGAUCCCGAUCUUCCUGAAGCACAUAAAUUGCGCGGAUGGUACACUGCAGUCGGUCAUUCGGAGAGUGCUAAAUCAUUGUCUAGAGUAGGUGGAGGCGGAGGUGACUCUAACGCGUCGUUGUACACUUUCCAGGAGGCGACCGAAGCUCGAUUAGGAGAGAAAAUGAAUCUCCCAGAUUUAUUUGCAGUCGUGGCGACCAUUAAACAGAUCAGAACGGAAAAUUCAGUUUACCAGGCGUGUCCGAUAGAAAGUUGCAACAAAAAGUUAAUCGAUCAAUCUACUGGAGUCUUUAGAUGUGAGAAGUGUAACAAGGACUAUCCAAAUUUCAAAUAUCGCUUACUGGCAAGCAUGGAAUUGGCCGAUGCGACAGGCAGUCGCUGGGUAACUGCCUUCAAUGAUGAUGCUGAAAAGAUAUUGGGAAUGUCGGCGCAAGAAUUGGGGGAGUUGAAGGAGAACGAUAAAGAUGCCUACUUACAAAAAUUCGGCGAAGCGAAUUUCAAGACGUUUACAUUUAACUUGAGGGCGAAAUCAGAAGUUUUUCAGGAUGAAAUGAGAAUAAGGCACAAUUGUCAGGCAGUUGCGCCAAUAAAUUACAAGACUUAUUUAACCCAUCUGAUAGGCAAAGUCUCCAAGUUAAUAGACCUCGAGAAAGUAGAUCUUAACUAAGAUUCCAUCUAAUUUCUCGAUCUUCGUCAAAUUAUUUUCAGAUAAUUUGUUAAAAAGAUUUACGUAUUUAAUUUAAGCAUUAUGAUAUCGCACAUUUCCGUGAAGUUUUGUUUACUUAGAUCAUUGCUAUUAUUCGAUAAAACAUUAUUUAAUUAUUCUUUAAUGUAAGAAAAGAAAAUUAUGUGCAUCACAUGGGAUUAAGUUGAAACUUGUGUACGUUAAUCUACUUCAGUCGUUUAUCGUUAUUUUUCACAAUAUUUGUAUUUUUUUCUUUUUUGAUUGCGCUAUAUAAUAUUGCUAUAUAAUAUUGUAGUAUGAUUUUUAAAAAUAAAUUUCUAAUUUUCAUAUUGAGAGAUGCUCGCCUUAUUGUCUGAUCCAGUGAGAUACGACUGCGGAAAAUCACAUGUUUUUACUACAAACAAUAUUUUAUUAUCUCAGUUUCUUUAAAUCCUAAAGUUUUUGCAACAUCUGUUCAAAAUUAUUUGAUACACAAUAACAAUGUAACAUUUAGUAAAUAUUAUUUAACUUUAUUCUAACGUGCGAAAUGCAUCUGAUUAUUUUUAUUGCGCUGCGAAUGCACGUAUGUUCCGGCACAUGUUCAAGAUUGAGCGUGAUAAAAUUAUUACGCAAAAACGGAUUCUUAUCAGAAAACAACUUGUCACGCUGUGAGAUUCUGAUAUUUAUCUUUGAUAGCGCGAUUGAGUCUGAAAGUUCUUAGGAUUUCGUAGGACGUUGAUAGUUCUCUUCGGAUUCUUUUACGGUUUUCGGUUUGAACGAAAUCCCUGCGGAUCUCGCAGGAAAUCGAGCGAAGAAGUUGGAGCGGUGUACAAUACUUGAUGGUUUAUUAAUUGCCAAGAAGUAAAAUACACAGGCAUUUGUUAUAACAAUGAUACUGCCGAGGAGUAAAACUUUUUCUUUUUUUUUUUGUAAUACGACGGUAUCGUAAAUAACAUCUAGCGACAUUAUAAUCGGUACUAAAAAGAGAAAAGCUGGUCUCGUGUCCCGUCUUUUUUUUCCCUGCUUAUUAACGUCGGUAACUUUACAAUUUACAAAUGCAUUUCCCAUGCGCCGCGAUCCUCAUUCUCGUCCUCGUUUUCGUUUUACAUCCGUCGCCGCUCUACUUUGUAUGUACGGAUUGCACGAGUGCCUAGUCGAAGAUACCCCCACGACACCUUGCACGUUUGCAUGGUGGUCCCAAGUACAUUUUGUCUCUCGCACUCGUAUUUUGCGGUAAGUACAACGUGAAGGUGGCUCGCACCUCCACGUACGUUUCCGAAGCGGGAAUCGAUCGAUGGAACGAGUCCCGACGGCUCGAUCGCGAAAUCCAAUCCAUACUUUAGAUUCAAUUUAUGAUUUUACAAAAUCUACAAGGUCGAGGCUCAGAGACGGGGAAAGCUAUAACAAUUUUUUUUUUGUUUUUGUUUUCCACAUAUUUCAGAGUCGUAUCUAAUAAUCGAGGAGGAAAAGUAUAAUUUCGUCUAGUUAAUAUAAGACUUAUCGAAACGUGAUAUUCUCUGA
Monomorium pharaonis (pharaoh ant) is the source of this 3513-nucleotide messenger RNA. It is a transcript of the gene RpA-70, whose product is annotated as replication protein A 70 kDa DNA-binding subunit. Gene Ontology annotation, molecular function: damaged DNA binding; single-stranded telomeric DNA binding. NCBI's taxonomy places the organism in Eukaryota, Metazoa, Arthropoda, Insecta, Hymenoptera, Formicidae. The transcript is spliced from 13 exons. Bases 181 to 1995 code for a protein of 604 amino acids. Gene Ontology annotation, cellular component: DNA replication factor A complex; nucleus. Gene Ontology annotation, biological process: nucleotide-excision repair; meiotic cell cycle; telomere maintenance via telomerase. The record is from RefSeq and is a predicted model, not a curated record.